Molecule: messenger RNA, 2517 nt
Organism: Carcharodon carcharias (great white shark)
Lineage: Eukaryota; Metazoa; Chordata; Chondrichthyes; Lamniformes; Lamnidae
Gene: psmd9
Product: proteasome 26S subunit, non-ATPase 9
Exons: 6
Coding region: 60-698 (212 amino acids)
Biological process (GO): proteasome regulatory particle assembly
Cellular component (GO): cytoplasm; nucleus
Molecular function (GO): protein binding
Source: RefSeq, a predicted model, not a curated record
AGGGGGAACGGACCGUUCAGGCCGACCGCUGGCGCGAGCCGUAGUUCGUCAGCAGGACAAUGUCGGACGAGGGCUCGGAGAGCUCAGGGCAUAGCGUGACGGUGGCUGAUGUACAGCAGCUGGUGAAGAAGAAAGAUGUCAUCGAGGCUCAGAUCAAAGCUUACUAUGAUAUUUUGGAGGGGCAAAACAGAGCUGGAAUGGAUGAGCCUUUAGUUGAUGUUGAGGGAUAUCCACGAACAGAUAUUAAUAUUUACGAAGUCCGAACAGCCCGACAUAAUAUAAUUUGUCUACAAAAUGAUCAUAAAGCCUUGAUGAAACAAAUUGAGGAAGCACUCCACCAGCUGCAUGCACGUGACAAGGAAAAGCAUAGACUGGAUGAGGCAGAAGUUCAUCAAGAAGCAACGGAACAGGAGAAUAGUGUACCAACUGCUUUUGCCAAAGUAGACACUGUUAGUCCAGAUUCACCUGCCAGUACUUCAGGUUUGCAGGUUGGCGAUGAAAUUAUAGAACUUGGUUCUGUAAAUACACGAAACUUUCAAAACUUGCAAAAUAUUGCCACAGUGGUUCAGCGUAGUGAAGGGAAACCUUUAAACAUCACAAUUAUUCGAAAUGGACAAAAUGUACACAUGAGUCUCACACCUCAGCGAUGGAGUGGAAGAGGAUUGUUGGGGUGUAAUAUUGUUCCUUUGCAGAACUAAAUGUCAAUUUCGCAUGAGAAAAUCUUCACUUACAGCAAAAUGUUCACACUACAGUAAUGUGAAAAUUGGAACAAAGCUGGAUAUUGGAACAUUAGGGCCACCUAUUUCAGUCAUAGGUUUUGAAUUCAUCUAACUUGAAUUUAACGUAGACAUUUUCUUUGAUUCUGGUAUAAAUUUUUCUCGUAUUACAUUUUUUUGGAUUCAAUUUUAAACCCUCUCGUAGUUUUUGUCACCAUUUCAUUCUUCUGCUACUAGGGUAUUAAGACUGUCACAGCCUUUGUCAUUGCUACAGUAUAUUAGCAGAUAUGAGAAUGGAUGAAAGGUUGAAUUGAUUUCUCUUGCUGCUUAUUUCCACUUUUUGCUCCCCACCUCAACUCUCAUCCCCAUUCUGGUGUGAUGAGUAGUAAAUUCCUAAUCCUAGGCAUAUGGAUUUCAAACUCAGGAUAUUAUGGGCUUCAAAGUUAAAGCAUUUUGAUAAUGUAGUAGGAUUGUUGGUAUAAUACCUGCUGUGGGAAUAGGACAAGUGCAUAGUUGAAUAUAGAAGUGUUUCAGUACACUUAUGCAACACUUUGAUGUACAAAAUUGAAAAUGCUGUGUUUUUAAUAGAAAGAAAAUAGAAAUGCAUAGCUACUGAACUUUGACAUGUGUUAAGACUCACAAAUGUUUGAAUUGACUUUUUUUAAUACUGGUUAAAUGAUUUGUUUGGACCUUUACACUUUCAAAGUGCUGAAUAUUGAUUUGUAUUUCAUGUAAAUAUAGAAGCAGUUUAUGAUUAAAAUAAACUCCAUGUGUGAAAGGUUUUGUUUGAAGUAUUUGGAAUUCAUAUUUUUGAUAGAAUUAAAUGUGAUGAUGUUGAUAGCUAAAUCCCCUGAUGAGGUUAUGUGCUGAUCAUUUCUUUCCCUUCAUGGAAAAAAUAUUGUUCUCAAGUUUUUAUAAUAGCUGUGCUAGGGUGGGGAAGGACUUCUGUGUUCUACCAUUUGGACUAGAUUAUAAUCCAACCAAAGCUGUAUUUAAUCUUCCACACCAUCACUGUGAACCAUUGACUAUAUCAUUUGAUUUUAUCAGAAUAAAUCUCUCAAACUUAUGUUUGACAAAGCAACUCAUAAUGUGAGCAUCUGUUUACCGCCAAAAUACCAACUUUGUGGAUCAUAGAAUAGUACAUCACCAAAGGCAGCCAUUCAGCCUAUAGAGCCUGCACUGGCACUUGAAUCCAGUUUGUCCAACUCCCCUGCUCUUUUUCCAUAUUCCUGCAAUUUUUUUCUCCUUCAAAUAGCUACCCAAUUACCUUUUGAAGGCUACUAUCGAAUUUUUUUCUACUACCAUGUGCAUCCUAAAUCCUAAUCACUCAUUGUGCAAAUGUUUUCCUCAUUUGGAACUUUAGCCAAUCACCUUAAAUCUGUGUCCUCUAAUUAUUGGCCCUUGAACUAUUGGAAACUCGUUAUUUGCUCUAUCUAAACUCUUCAUGGUUUUAAACACCUCUAUCAAAUAUCUUCUAAUCCUUUUCUUAUCUAAAGUUGAUAACCCCAGCUUCUCUGGUCUCUCAGCGUAACUGUGAUUUCAUGAUCUCUUUUCCUCACAUUUCUCCCCAAAGAUGCUGCCUGUUACUCGGGCAUUGUUUUACAGGCACUAAGAACUGUCUGGUACUACCAGUCUUAGCAAAUCCUUUUUAAAUAUGUAUUGGUCAUUUGCUGUGAUGGGAUAAAAUAAUUACUAGACUUGAGAGUUCGUGUGGCAUUUCUGAAAUCGUACAUGUUUUUGAAGUUUUUUUGUGACUGAGUGCAUUUAACAAAAUCUGAGAAUAAAUCUGAAGUGCAUUUAA